AUGGAGGACAAAAAUUUCGAUUCUAAGAAUCACGUGCAAGUUGUAGAAGAUUUAUCUGAUAGGGUUUCACGUUUAUCCCCUUGUGAUCACAUAUUCAAUUCAUAUUCUCCUCUGGAUGAUGAAGUGGAUGGUAAUUUGAGGAAUCAUCAUAAUCAUGUUACUAAAGAGAAUUCUGACUCUUUGUCUUCUGUUAGCACUGAGGAGAAUAAUAUGAACUUAUCUAGAUUAUAUCCUGAAUUACCCGAGGAAUCGUUGGAAAGGAAUGAAGAGGAUAUGGAGGCUUUAGCUGGUAUUCAGAAUCAGAGAAAGUAUUUUUAUUAUGAUGCUCCGCUGAAUGAAGAUACUGGAGUUUGGAUACCGGUUUCGGUUCCACCUAUGUUGGAAGAUGAUCAUAAAGAGUGGACCAAAGGUUUUCACUCGAGUGGAGGUUUUUUUCCUGAGGAUGAUAUGGGAUGGAAUCAAUAUGUUGGAGGAGAUAAGGAAUUGACUAUGUGGGAAGUGUUGGUAGAGAUUUUACUUGUGGCGAGAGGAAAAGUGUCGUCUUUGGCAUCAGGAGAUAUUCAUACGUAUAGCUUUUCGUGGCUAUCGAGUCAUGUACUUGAACAAGCUUGGAGAGAGAUGGCACAGACGCUCACGGAGACUAGUUUUGGUAAUGUGAAGGAGUUGAUAGAAGCUGAACCUCCUAAAUGGUUGGCGGAUAGUGCUGCUGCUUCUUGUAUGCUCUGCGGUGUGAGGUUUCACCCAAUCAUGUGUUCAAGGCAUCAUUGUCGGUUUUGUGGAGGAAUAUUUUGUGGCGAAUGUUCUAAAGGACGGAGCUUGAUGCCAUCAAAGUUUCGAGUUUCUGAUCCCCAAAGAGUCUGCGAUGUAUGCUUUGUCCGAGUUGAGUCUAUACAGCCUUAUUUGAUGGAUCAUACCAUGGAAUAUGAAAUUUACAAGGCAACUAACACUAUCAAGUCUUAUAAUCAGAUAGGUUUAGUAAAGCCCGAUAAGACAAUUCCAGAUGUCAUUCUUAGGCAAGCAAAAGGUCUAGCAAUUAUCACUGUGGCCAAAGUUGGAGUGAUGGUUACUUAUAAUAUUGGAACAGGAAUUGUGGUUGCACGUAGGGAAGAUGGUUCAUGGUCUCCACCAUCUGCUGUUUCAACAUUCGGAAUGGGGUGGGGGGCUCAGGCUGGAGGGGAGUUAACAGACUUCAUUAUUGUUCUGAGAACAAAUGAUGCUGUCAAGACAUUUAGUGGUAAUGCACAUCUUUCACUUGGAGCUGGUUUAAGUGCUGCUGUUGGCGUUGUUGGAAGGGCAGCUGAAGCUGAUAUUCGAGCUGGUGAUGGCGGCUAUGCUGCUUGUUAUACUUACAGCUGCAGUAAAGGUGCAUUUGUUGGUUGUUCACUUGAAGGAAGUAUUGUCACCACUCGCACACAAGAAAAUUCUCGUUUUUAUGGCAGCCAGUCUUUAACUGCAACAGAUAUACUUCUUGGCUCCUUGCCUAGGCCACCUGCUGCUGCUAUUCUCUACCGAGCUCUCGCAGAAUUGUAUUUGAAGAUUGAUGGUUAUUAA
Molecule: messenger RNA, 1551 nt
Organism: Vicia faba (fava bean)
Lineage: Eukaryota; Viridiplantae; Streptophyta; Magnoliopsida; Fabales; Fabaceae
Source: the annotation of a GenBank genome assembly